CGGCGCCCCGGCUGGCAGAGCAUCCGGCGUGUGGCAGAGGCAGAGAAGCGGAGGAAGGAGUGGCGCUGGUUCUCUCCUAGGCCCAGGCCCCCGCUCCGCCCGGCGCCAUGGCGAUGCAAGCGGCCAAGCGGGCCAACAUUCGGCUGCCUCCGGAAGUGAAUCGGAUUUUGUACAUCAGAAACUUGCCAUACAAAAUCACCGCUGAGGAAAUGUAUGAUAUCUUCGGAAAAUAUGGGCCCAUUCGACAGAUCAGAGUUGGAAACACUCCGGAGACUAGAGGAACAGCAUAUGUAGUCUAUGAAGACAUCUUUGAUGCCAAGAAUGCUUGUGAUCACCUGUCAGGUUUCAAUGUGUGCAACAGAUACCUUGUUGUCCUGUACUACAAUGCAAACAGGGCCUUCCAGAAGAUGGAUACAAAGAAGAAAGAGGAACAGCUCAAACUGCUCAAGGAAAAAUAUGGAAUCAACACAGAUCCACCCAAAUAACAUGGGGCAGUUCUGGAAAGAUGAUUAUUUCAAAUCUGUCACCAUCUUCGGACUGAACCUCAUAAGGACCCUUAAGUGCAUUUUGUAUUGCUUUUUAUGCUGGGUGCAUAAACUAUUGAAUCUUAAGCUUUGUUAAUUUACAACUGAAACAUCCUAAAUAAAUGCCAACUAUCCUAUGA
Alligator sinensis (Chinese alligator) is the source of this 664-nucleotide messenger RNA. RefSeq names its product splicing factor 3b subunit 6 (gene SF3B6). The coding region runs from base 108 to 485 and encodes 125 amino acids. NCBI's taxonomy places the organism in Eukaryota, Metazoa, Chordata, Crocodylia, Alligatoridae. The record is from RefSeq and is a predicted model, not a curated record. Gene Ontology annotation, cellular component: ribonucleoprotein complex; nucleus; cytoplasm. The transcript has 4 exons. Gene Ontology annotation, molecular function: mRNA binding.